AUGCCCGCGCCUUCGUUCCUCAUGGACCUAGCAGUCCGGAGGCGCGACGCUUCCUCCCUGUACAUGUGGAUACCUCGGAGGUGCUGCAUCUGGAGCACAAGGACGAACCGCACGAGAGGGACGGGCGGAAGGACGACCACGCAACUGCACGGCACUGCUGCGACAUGCACGACUACACCGAGUAGCUUCCGCUGCACCUACGUGUCUAGUGGAUUUCAUGACUGGUAUAGCCCUUAUGUGUAUGUGAUGCAUAAAGAUAAGUUGAAUGGAACAAACUAUGCGGAUUGGAUCCGCAACCUGAGAAUUGUUCUCAGGGCUGAGAAAAAGGAAGAUAUUCUAGACACCCCAUUACCUGUAGAGCCUACUGAUAAUGCACCUGCUGCUGAGAAAAAUGCUUACAAGAAGGCAUGUGAUGCUGAUCUUGAAAUGCAGUUUGACAACAACCAUGCAGCGUACGAUAUGAUCGUGGCGCUCAAUGAUAUGUUCCAGACUCAAGCCAGGAAUGAAAGGUUCAAUGUCUCAAAGGCUUUUGUUGAAACCAAGCUAGCAGAGGGCGCAGCAGUAGGGCCACAUGUGAUCAAGAUGGUUGGUUACACUCAGAGGUUGGAGAAGCUAGGCUUCCCAAUUGGCCCAGAGUUGGCUACUGAUUUCAUUCUCGCGUCUCUUCCACCUAGCUAUGGGAACUUCAUCUCGAACUACCACAUGCAUGGGGCGGAAAAGGGCUUGAAUGAAUUGUGUGGCAUGCUUAAAACUGUAGAGGCUGAUAUCAAGAAAGGUGCUGGCAGUAGCCAUGUGAUGGCAGUCCAAAAUAAGCCCCGAUUUAAAAAGAAGGGCAAUUCUUGGAAGAAGAAGAAGGGCAAGGCUAAAGGUGAGAACUCUAAGCCAAACCCACCUGCGCCCAAGGCUGGACCAACUGCUGACACUGAAUGCUAUCAUUGUAAGGGGAAAGGUCACUGGAAGAGGAACUACAAGCUGUACUUAGAAUCCAUGAAGGAUAGCAGCGGUAAAGGUCAUAUAAGCGAGAAUCGCAUGAAGAGGCUCCAUGCUGAUGGGCUUUUAACUUCAUUUGAUUUUGAAUCAUACGAGACAUGUGAGGCUUGUUUGCUAGGGAAGAUGACCAAGGCGCCUUUCAUAGGUUUUCCUUAG
This is a messenger RNA of Miscanthus lutarioriparius, 1146 nucleotides long. Lineage: Eukaryota; Viridiplantae; Streptophyta; Magnoliopsida; Poales; Poaceae. The record is from the annotation of a GenBank genome assembly.